UCAACGAAUUUCCAGUUUACGAAACGCGUAAGCCCAAUAAAAAGAUCUCUGCACCAUGAAGUACAUGUAAAUCUCUUGAAUCCAUGCAAUAUGGAGGCUACCACGGCUAUCAUUAAGGAGGAUGUAUACCCUGCAUCAUCUAGGACCCCCGAGAAGAAAUCCAGAAAAACAGAUAAGAAUGAGGCAGAUUCAGGUAGUACUGGGCGUUCAUGCAAGGAACACACAUUUCUGACAGAUGUGGCGGACGUGCGGACCAUGGAACAUGGACUUUUACAACUUCUUGAGGACUUCCACUGCGGAAAGUUACAGGCUUUUGGUGGCUCUAUGACCUUUGAUAAGAUGGACCAAAUCCGAGAACAGCAGGAGCAGCUGGCCAGACUCCAUUUUGAGAUGGACAUCCAGCAGGACAUGCAGAGGAGAGACACCGAUGAGGGUAGAGCUGCAGCCAAUGACAAGCUGAAGAAACUGGUUGACAAACUGCAUUCCAUAAGCUCCUCCAUACAAUCUCUACCCAAGAAUGGUGGACACAGAUGAAUAAUGAAUGAGUCCUAAAUCCAGAGGAAUUCCACUUUUUCCAGAUUCCAGAUAUUUCUCAUCUUUUAAUCCACUUUUAUUAUUGAGUUUUGAUAAACUCUGCUACAAAUCAUAGAGGGUUUGAGCAGUAUCCAAUGGUAACACAUUUAUAAUGACAUAUGGAUCCAAAUUGUGCUUUCAUUUAAUAUAGAUAUUUUUAUAUAUUUUUUGCUAGUAUAUUUAUUAGGCCAUUCAGCUUUCAAUGUGUUUGUCAGUAUUGAAGUUUUGCACAAUGGUGUUACAAACACUGGUAUUUUCUCGGGUCUGAUACAGCAAGACACAAUGUGUUUGGUAGUUUUAAGCUUUCAAUAUACUGGUAAUACUGUAUUUAUAUAUUUCCACAUUUUGCACUCAAAUCUCUAAUCUUUCUCUGUAUUUUUUACCACUUCAUAUAUACAAUAUUGUGAAAAUAUAUUAGACUUGUGAACAUUGUGAAACGAAGGGAGAUUACUCUUUACGCAACAUUUGCUCACUUUGAUUUACAUGCUGUAGAACAGUUCUCUCCCCCUGAUCAUUUCCACUUUAGUUUAUGGAAGCCACAAGCUGUCUCAGAUCUGAUCAUUAUUGCUAUUGUUGUUGAGCCAUACAAUUUACUCACCAUUGAUAAUCAAUUUGCCAUAUCGUUGUUUUAUAGAUUUUUUACAUUAAGCUAGAAUAGUCAUUUAUUGUUUAGUCAUGCCAAAGGAAAUUUGAAUCCACUUAUUUUUUUGAUACUUUCAAUCGUUUUUUCUCUAUAAUUUAAUAAGUGUUUCUAUGGUAAUGGGCAAAUUGAAAGAAGCUUUUUUUUCUUUAAUGUUUCUAGAAACUGAAUAGAUUGAAUUUAUCUAUUAUUAGAUAAACUGGUCAUUUUUUUGCUUCUAUUUUUAGAAGUAUAUUAACAGAUUUGGGCAUAUUACAUGUCUUAUACCAUCAUGGUUUAUACAUUAUUACAUGUAAAAGUUUCAGAAAUGUAUAAUUAUACAUGUAUAUAUUAGUAUACAAUCAUGUGUAAUUGUGCACUAUUUAAACAUACACACUGUAUCUAUUUAGCUUUUGAAGACCUUAAGGAGGCCACAUGUAUGUGCCAUCCCAGUGAUGUAGAUAUGAUCUGGAAGUCAGAAUGUAUUCUUAAUUCUCUUAAUUAAUUUGUAAUUUAAGAUACAAAUCUGAAUCCAAUAUCUGACUUUCUGAAAUAAGGGUCCUCAGUUUAUAUUCUGCCUUGGGCAUUCAUCUGUACUCCUGAGUGUUUCUUAAUUAUUUUUUUUUUGUUAAUUAACACAUUGUACAUGUGGAAGUGUGUGGAAUGAAUUUUGAUGACAGAAGUUGGGUUCUUUAAAUUGUUGACAUAGUUUUUCCUAGUUGAACAUGCAUAUUACCACAUAUUUAAGACAUAUAUUUCUUUUCUAAAAUAUUUAAGAUUUCAAAUAUCUUUCAAUAUCUUUAAUCUUAGUAUUUAUAACUUAUGGUUAUGAUCUCAUAUAAAGCAAAUUAAGUUUUGAAAAUGAUCAAGUACAGAUAAUGUAAAAUCUGCAUAUACAGCUAGUGCAAUAGAAUUUUUUGUCAUUUGAUGUUGGAUUUAAAUUAUCAGGUUUCUGAAACAAUGUACAAUACUUAUAAUCUGUACAGUAAAACACGGUUAUAAUGAAGUGCCAGGGACGGGCGAUUUUACUUCGUUAUAAGCAUAAUUUGUUAUAUCCAUCAAGUUCACAAUAUAUUUUAUUAUACUUUCAUGUUAAAUACUGAAAUCUGAUUUGUUUAGACGCAGCUGAUUAUCCGUUCUAUAACCCUCAGUGUUAGCAACACACUUAGCAACGGGUAACACAACGAAUUGUUACAUGGGCGUAAAUUAUGCGAAAACUCGAAAACUAUUGUUAACCUCCACUUCGUAUCGGUUGACAAUGGUUUUCUCAGGGUGUCAAUUUCAACUCUUACCCUCCAAAACAGGCACUAUUUAUACAAUAUAGUCAUGGGGAAUGAAAAUCACUUCGCUGUAAGCGUCAAUUCAUUAUAAGCUUGUUCGCUAUAACUGUACGUGUUUUAAUGUAUUCUCAAUAAGGUGAUGCCAUGUAAUGGGACAGUUGAUGCGAGAAGUCAGAAUUCUACUGAUUGUGCCCUUGUUUUUGUACUUACAGGAUUUUGAAAAUCGCAUACAAGUUAUUGAUUUAAAAGUUUACUUUUCAUUAGGAUCAAAGUUUUUACAUGUGUCAAAAUUAGUAUGAUAAUACAGAUAUUUUUACAUGCUUUUGAAAGUAAUAUAUCUAAUAAAAUUAAUUUAAAAAUAGUUUCAUUAGAAAAAUUUGACUGUUGCAGAAAUGAAGAUGUUUAUUUAAAUUGAUAUUCUUGGAUUGUGAGAAUUCAUGCAUUAUAUUGGCUUUGAUGGUAUAAUUGGCAUAUUGACAAAUAGCUCAAAGUAGAAAGCAACCAAUUAUUAUUAACUAAUGGAGAUUUUACACAUUGAUACAUGUACACGUAGAACUCAUUUUUCAUGGGCAUCGUGAUUUUUGUGAUUCAAUAGAUUUAUGAUUUUUAGUCCAGUAUUUAUUGUAUUUAAGAAAAAUUACCUCACUCAUUGUUUAAACGUGACGUGUGUGUCUGUAUUUCUUUAAAUCUCUGAAAUUCAUUCCAGCUUGCCUGAAUCCAUUGGAUGUAAAUUAUAAGUCUGUAACUUUGUAGUGUUUAAAACACAAUGGCUUCUUUGGAGUUUUUGUAAUCCUGUUCUCUCUAUGAAGUGGGAUACUGUCAGAAACCUUAAUAAAUGUAUUGUAACCAU
Messenger RNA from Magallana angulata, 3322 nucleotides. RefSeq names its product coiled-coil domain-containing protein 28B-like. The record is from RefSeq and is a predicted model, not a curated record. The transcript is spliced from 7 exons. Bases 91 to 534 code for a protein of 147 amino acids. NCBI's taxonomy places the organism in Eukaryota, Metazoa, Mollusca, Bivalvia, Ostreida, Ostreidae.